AGAUGUGUUUCGGUAUGGAGAGAUGAUACUGCAGCUUGACACUCGAGACUUUGACAACAAACAACCAAUGUAGACCAACCUGACUUUCUAUACAGACUGAACGUGGCGAGGGGUGAUUAAGCGAUCCGAUUUGUGAACUCAGCUUUUCUUUCUUCAGCCUGUCUUUCGACACGAAGGAAAUAAAAUGCCUGUAGUAACUCUCCUACCUUUCACUGCGACUUCCAAUAGGAAGUCUGCCAGCCCGACUUAUUUUCGAUUGUCUGAAAAAUUCAUUUUGCUUUUAGUUUUCAGUGCUUUUAUUACAGUGUGUAUCGGGGUGCUUUUCUUCUUGCCGAAUUCGUCAAAGCUUCUCGGUGGAGUUUUCUUGCGUUCAUCGUCCGUCGAAACGGCUACACGAACAGGUACAGAUCGAGACUCCGGUGUUGGAAGUGGAAAUACGGAAAAAAAUGUAAAAAUAAAGAAAGAUCACGAUGAGCUCUUAAUCGAAGCACAAGACACACUUCAAAAGCAUCCUGAUGACAUUAAGAAAGAUAUCAGAAACGACAAGGACGAAGUUAUUAAAGGUCUUGUUAAAGGUUGGAGAGGUAAAAAUCUCCCCGUUAUUGAGUAUAUCCGGCCGCCCGGAGCAACAGGACAGGAGCCAACGGACCCAGAAAUCAAACAGAAAAGGGCGAAAAUAAAGGAGAUGAUGCAGUUUGCCUGGGAAAAUUACAAGAGUUACGCCUGGGGCUCCAACGAGCUGCGGCCCCUCUCCAAGCAAGGACACUCCAGUAAUUUGUUUGGGAGUCUUAAGGGGGCGACUAUCGUGGAUGCCCUGGACACACUCUACAUCAUGGAGAUGGACGAUGAGUUCGAGGCUGCCGCGGAGUGGGUGGAGAACAACCUGGACUUCAACAUGAACACAGAGAUCUCGGUGUUUGAAGUGAACAUUCGCUUUGUGGGAGGGCUGCUGUCGGCCUACUAUCUCUCAGGCAAAGAGGUGUUCAGGCAGAAAGCUGUGGAGUUGGGGGAGAAGCUGUUGCCUGCGUUCAAGACCCCCACAGGCAUCCCCUGGGCCCUGCUCAACAUGAAGAGUGGUAUCGGACGUAACUGGCCGUGGGCGUCUGGCGGCAGCAGCAUCCUGGCGGAGUAUGGCACGCUGCACCUGGAGUUCAUGCACCUCAGCAAACUGUCUGGAAACCCUGCCUUUGCCGAGAAGGUCAUGAACAUCCGGAAAGUUCUGAAACGCCUUGAGAAGCCAUCCGGACUGUACCCCAACUACCUAAACCCCAACAGUGGCAACUGGGGUCAACAUCAUGUAUCGGUGGGUGGACUGGGAGACAGCUUCUAUGAGUAUCUACUAAAGGCCUGGAUCAUGUCUGACAAAUCAGACGAGGAGGGGAGGAAACUCUACUAUGAGGCUCUCCAGGCCAUAGAGAAGAACCUGAUCCGCAAGUCCAGCGGCGGUCUGACCUACAUAGCGGAGUGGAAGGGCGGUCUGCUGGAGCACAAGAUGGGCCACCUGACGUGCUUCGCCGGCGGCAUGAUCGCGCUGGGCGCCGACGGAGCUCCUGAUCAGAAGACGGGUCACCACAUGGAGCUGGCCGCCGAGAUCACCCGCACCUGCCACGAGUCCUACGCACGCACCAAUCUGAAGCUGGGUCCGGAGGCGUUCCGCUUUGACGGGGGUGUGGAGGCCAUCGCCACGCGUCAGAAUGAGAAGUACUUCAUCCUGCGGCCGGAGGUCAUCGAGACCUACAUGUACAUGUGGAGGUUCACCCACGACCCCAAAUACAGGCAGUGGGGCUGGGAGGCUGUGCAGGCUCUGGAGCAGCACUGUAGGGUGGAGGGGGGCUACAGUGGUGUGAGGGACGUCUACGCCUCCAACCCCAACCAUGACGACGUGCAGCAGAGCUUCUACCUGGCAGAGACGCUCAAGUACUUGUAUCUGUUGUUCUCCGAGGACGACCACCUGCCGUUUGAGCACUGGGUGUUCAACACAGAAGCCCACCCUCUUCCCAUCAUCAAGAAGGACUUCAGCAGCAAUCAGGCCAACGAGGUGGAGUAACCAGCCAUGGCCUCUGACCUCUGACCUUUGCCCCCUAAGAUGGACCUCCACAUGCCUUCUUUAAGACACCUCUGGUAGGGGGCCGGACAUGGGUGUUGUAUUUAUGAUCACUGGACUUAGACCUGGAGCUGGGCCUUCAGGACCGGAGCCUGUGGACCGAUCUCCAUCAGGACUAGAACAAGACCAGGGGUCUGCAGGUCUCUUUACCCCCCACCCACCCGACCAACCCACCCAUCCAUCCACCCCUGUACAACCAGCCCCUCCUGGUGGAGUUGUGCCUUGAGGAUACUCUGCAGUCCUCCAGAAGUCUCCAUGCUGCCCCUGGUGGUCAGAAUGGAGACCCACAGUCCCUUCAGUGCUCUGGUGUUACCCAGGUUAGGGCAAAUCCAGGGCAUUGUGAAGAAGCUGUGGAAUACCCCCCCCC
Alosa sapidissima (American shad) is the source of this 2471-nucleotide messenger RNA. It is a transcript of the gene man1a1, whose product is annotated as mannosidase, alpha, class 1A, member 1. Gene Ontology annotation, cellular component: endoplasmic reticulum; Golgi membrane; extracellular exosome. The transcript has 13 exons. Gene Ontology annotation, biological process: carbohydrate metabolic process; N-glycan processing. The record is from RefSeq and is a predicted model, not a curated record. Lineage: Eukaryota; Metazoa; Chordata; Actinopteri; Clupeiformes; Clupeidae. Bases 185 to 2047 code for a protein of 620 amino acids. Gene Ontology annotation, molecular function: mannosyl-oligosaccharide 1,2-alpha-mannosidase activity; calcium ion binding.